This is a messenger RNA of Dendronephthya gigantea, 4278 nucleotides long. RefSeq names its product transient receptor potential cation channel subfamily A member 1-like. Gene Ontology annotation, biological process: transmembrane transport; monoatomic ion transport. The record is from RefSeq and is a predicted model, not a curated record. Gene Ontology annotation, molecular function: protein binding; monoatomic ion channel activity. Gene Ontology annotation, cellular component: membrane. The transcript has 20 exons. The coding region runs from base 14 to 3550 and encodes 1178 amino acids. Lineage: Eukaryota; Metazoa; Cnidaria; Anthozoa; Malacalcyonacea; Nephtheidae.
AUUUCACACAUAAAUGAACAGACUUGUGACUAUAUGUUGGCAAACUUGUGCGUUUAAACGGGUAAUGGAAAAGGCGACGAAUAGUUCUCAUAGUUAUGGUAAGGUAUCAUCCCCAGCAGACAUUGAAGCGAAUGGAAACGAAGAAGUCCUCACCUUAGAAAACUUGCAAAGCAUGGAUCUGUGUCCAAAUGAAGACACCCCCUUGAUUGAAGAAGAAGCGAUUAAAGAGGAUGUUCCUGCCUCGAGUCAAACGAUGAAAUAUUGCGAAUUCUCCGACGAGUCCUCAGAUGAUUCUGAUGAUAAUGAAGAUUCUCAGAGUGACACACAUAGAAGACAACAGAGGGAAACUUUAUGGAGGGAUAUUUUUGCAAAUUCAACAUUCGUCGAGAGUACAAAACCUGAUGAAGUUUCAAAAACAAAACUAAGAUUGCUUCCUGAGGACCAUGUCGAUCUCAGAAUAUUACUAGAUGAAGAGUCCACUAGUUCAAAGAAUGAAAAUACUGAAAUCCCGUACGAAAGACGCCGGGAGAUUGCAGAGGCAAUUUAUCUCGAUGAUGCUGAGAGCCUAAAGAUCUUAUUAACACAAGGUACACCGUUGUCAACCCAAGAAAUUCAGCGUCGCAUAUUUCAAGCCGUCGAGCUGAAUAGAUUAAAAUACUUGGACUUCAUUAGUGAAGAAUACGAAAAAUUCUAUCGUGAGCCAAACAUGUCAAAGCUUUUUUAUCGACGAGCGCACCUCUCUUAUGGUUCCUUUUCGCUGAACGACCAUCCCAAAGAGACCGCUCUGCACGUCCUUGCUAGCAAACCGAACUCAACUGAGGCGGUUAGGAUUUUCGAGAAUCGACCGUUAUUCCUAAGAGAUUUUUCAGACAUUCCUGACAGUCAUGGAUCAACACCACUUCUUGUGGCAGUAAAAAGCAACAACAUAGAAGUAGUAAGACUAUUAUUGCUUAGAACGAGACCCGAUGUGAACAGCCGAAAUAAACAUGGUGAAUCGCCCAUUCUUGUCGCAGCCGUGAACAACGACGCUGAUCUCAUAAGAACGAUGCUGGAAACAUAUGACGAACCUAGAGAAAGGCGUGAUCUUCUGGACAAAAUGUCGAAACUUGUUAUCGAUGGUAAUAGUCAUACAAUCCUUUACCCAGCCUCUCAAAGUGGAAAGCCUGAAGUACUGAACCUUAUUAUGGAACUGGAUUGCUUGUCAGAAUUUCUAGAGGCAGAGAAAGAAAUAAAGGGGGAUUGGGAAAAGUUUGUGGGAAACGUUUGUGCAAUUGGAUGCAAGAAACUAGCAAAGGCCUGUUUCAAACUUGAUCCCAGUCUUCUUGAUGAAGGAAAGGGAGAAUUUGUUACACCUCUUAUGAGGGCAGCCGAAGCAUAUGAAAUAAAAAUUGUACGACUCAUCUUCAAAAUUAAACCAGAUCAUAAACUUCUUGACAUUUGUGAUAAAACUGGCAAAAAUGUUUUUCAUUAUGCUGUAAAGAAUCCGGGUGUUCUCUUUGAACUUGUCUAUCAAGUUUUUAAGAUCGGCGGCAAAUAUGAUGCUAUUAAUAAAAUGGACGGGCGCGGAAAUACACCACUAAAAAUCGCGGUUGAUGGAAAACACACAGAGAGUCUUAUGUUUCUUGUGAAUUUCGCAAUGUUUGAGGUUUUUUCAGCUGACUGCAUCAACAACGUGGAUAUCGAGGUUUUAAAGAAAAGUCUAGAUAUUUGCAAGCAAAAAGCUCCCGAAGAGGCAGCUGAUCUGUUACGUGGAGAUCAUGAAAAAUAUCGACCGUUCUUGGAGGCAGCCUUUCAUGGAAACAUUGAAUUAAUGGAAUAUUUAAUUCAAGAAGGAGCAAAUCGUUUGCAAAGAACUCCAGCUAAUAGUACUGCAAUUCACAAUGCUGUACUCGGUGGAAACAUUGAUGCUGUGGAGUACUUGCUCGAGAGUUAUGGAUUCCUGGAAAUGAUUGACUUUACAGACGAAAAAGGGAUUACUGCAGCUGGUUAUGCGACGCAGGCAGGUCAUGCAGAAAUUCUGAGGUAUCUGUUAAAGAAGGGCGCAAAAUUGGAAAGUGACGAGAGAGAAGGCAGGGUGAAUGUACUCGAUGCUGCAUAUGAUUUCUAUGAAGUUGGGGAGGCCUCUAUCAAAGAAAUCGUUAUGUUUUGUACAAGAAAUGGCGAACUUGAGCCCCUUCGCAAGUUGUUCGAAGAUACUCGUCAUGGUCCUGAUAUGAUUAUGGCAAAGUUGGUUCAGGAAAUACCAGAUACAGCGAUCAUGGUUCUUAACUACUGUGUUAGAAACGAAGAACGUUUUGAUCCAUUAUUUGCACAUUUAGAAAGGAUCAUGCACUUCUCGACGUUUAUUUUCCAUCCAGGUAAAGGAAAAGGAAAGCUGGAAGCUAUAAAAAGCAUGGUGGAAAGCCAAAAGGCGGACAUAUUCUUGCGCCAUCCUUUGGUAACACAGUUCUUAAGAGCAAAAUCUUUAUCUGGCAUGUUUUUUCUGAAUUUCCUUCUGUACACGACGUUUGUUCUCCCUUUAACAAUUUAUUGCGCAAUCCAAAGUGGAGGUGUACAAAGUUUGGAAUCAUCUGGAAUGAUAGCAUUAUCUGUGAUAAUUUUUAUUGCCUGUGGAUUUCAUUUCAUAAAAGAAAUAUUUCAGAUGGUUUUCAAUGUAAAGGAUUACUUACUCGAUGCCGGAAACCUGAUUGAACUGGUAAUGUAUAUUUGUGCUGUAAUUUACGUUGCUCCUGGAGAAAGCACAAAAACAAGUGGACAGAUUGCAGCUGGAGCUAUCUCCAUAUUUCUGGCUUGGAUCAACUUCUCCUUGUUUCUGAAGACAAUUUCCUCGUACGGAAUCUACAUCGUCAUGGCAAUCAAAGUCUUUGAGACCGUUUGCUUGGUGCUGCCAUUGGUGGUAUUGUUCACCAUCGCAUUUUCAUUAUCGUUUAUGUUGCUGAUGCCUCAAGAUCCAGGUUUUGAUAAUCUUCCCAUUUCCUUUUUGACAACAUUCGUCAUGAUGACGGGAGAGUUAGAUUAUCGAGACACAUUCCUUGCCAGUGGACCACUUCAUGUUAUGCAAAAGAUAUUUCUUUUACUGUUCAUUCUCAUGAUCUCCAUCGCCAUCAUGAAUAUAUUCACCGGUCUUGCAGUUAGCGACGCGAACGAGAUUUUGAGCCAGUCAAAAGAAAAGAGAAGAAUCGAUAGGGCAAAUUUGGGGUUUAAAAUGGUGAGAGGCGUUGUAUUAUCACAUCAUUGGUAUCCAGACGAAAUUGUAGUACAUCUGGACAACAAAAGGAAUUUGUCGUGGUUAUCUCGACUGCGGCAAAAGAUUUUUAACAUUGACGAUGAUGAAGACGAAUUACCAAAGGAAAAACUGAUGGAUGACAAGGAGGAAAAAUACGCCGAUGAAUUGUGGCUGUUGAAGGGAGAAGUGAGCGAAACAAAUGCAUUGGUGAGUUCUGUAAAACAAGAAAAUGAAAUAGCGAAUGAAAGAUUAAAGAAAAUUGAAGGCAUAUUAGAGAAAAUGCAAGUUAGGAACACUUUCAGAGAUGGAAACGAUGAGGCAUGAUUACGUAUUCUAAUCUGUCGCAAUUGCCGUUUUGGUGAAAACUGAUUAGGACCUGUUUUAACUAUAAUUAUUCCUCAAUUGGGGAAUAUUGAUAACCUGAUAUGCUUUUCUUAUUUCUUCAUGGAUGACUAGUGAGUGCAUGCAAGUAAUUUACAGGAUUCAAGUCUUAAAAAUUGAAUACAAAAAUCGUGUGAACGAGCCAACAACGAGGUAAUGGUGGACCAUAUCACCAUGGAAUCAUACAAAAGCUCUGAACAACAAACACUAGUCACACUCGCCAUUCCAAUCAAAUUUCAUAAAGUACUUUCCUUAGUGAAGGAAGUUUUUUUCAUUUAUUUUUUCCUUUAAUUAAUUUUGACUUUGAUUACAUUUCUCUAAUUCCAAUUGUUGGACCGCUGAGACAGGGAGACUGCGAGGACUUUAGCCCCCCUCCCCUCCCCUCAUAAAAUCUCCUUGGAGUUGUAUCUGGUUUAAACAAUUUAUUAAAAAGGUUCUAGAUUAAAACGUACUGGAUUUUCGGCUAAUUUGCUAACUGCUACCUUCAUCACAGUUCUAAUGCUCAAGCAGUACAGACAGACUAUUAUAAAUUAUAGUGUCAUGAUCCUUGCAUGACUGCAUGAUUGGUAUGUAAAUUUGAGGAAGUGUCUAUGCUCAUUCUAUGCUCAUUCUUUUGUUUGUAUUAUGCACUUUCUUUUCCAAUAUCCUAGCAUACUCCAUUGACACUUCGU